Molecule: messenger RNA, 3997 nt
Organism: Pistacia vera
Lineage: Eukaryota; Viridiplantae; Streptophyta; Magnoliopsida; Sapindales; Anacardiaceae
Exons: 5
Coding region: 257-3775 (1172 amino acids)
Cellular component (GO): intracellular membrane-bounded organelle
Molecular function (GO): phosphatidylinositol phosphate binding
Source: RefSeq, a predicted model, not a curated record
AAUCCGUUUCCGACAAAUUAAGAAACAGAAUCGAAACAAAGAAAACAUAGAAAACGUUUUCAAAAUUCUCACCCCACUUUCAAAAAUUUCCCCUCUCUAUACCUCUCAGUUUGGAUCCUCCCAAGUUUUCUUCAUUCAAUACACGAUCUGGGUUUUUAUCAACUGGGGUACGUCCUAUUGAAUCUUUGGUUUUUAUGUUAAAUCACAUCGUUGAUUCCGUUUUCAACACCUUGAUUCAUUAAUUAAUUGAUUCCAAAUGAAUAAUGGAGAGGGAACUCGUGAGAACGCCUCCGAAGUCGCCUCUCCGGACGUGUUUGAUUCGUUCCCGCCGAAAUCGGACGGUGGUGAUGUGUCACCUGCGUCAUUGUCACACUACUCCUCGUGCGGGGAAUCCGAGUUCGAGCGAUAUUGUAGCGCGAACUCGGUUAUGGGCACACCCAGUGUGCGUAGCUUGUAUGGUACUUCAUUGAACGAUGGUUUAGAUUCUGAGUUUGGUUCUUUAAAUAGUCUUGGAUUCGGGGAGGAUGUUAAUUUUGAGAAUUUUAUUUUGGGUGGUGAUAGAAAGGUUUCUACUUUAGGUGAUCAUAAAAUUGAGUUUCGCAAACAAAGAAAUGAUGAUAAGGAUGAAAAAAUAGGGAGUGGUUUUAGUGGGUUGCGAUUGUAUGAUGAUAGUUAUGAGGGAAGAAAUGUUGACGAGGAUAUGGCAUUGAAUAGUUGUGGAACCGUGAGUGGAGAUAAUUUUGCAUUGGAAGGUACUGUUGAGAAUGUAUUGAUUGGAGGGAGUUGUAGUAAUGUUCGGGUUGGUGAGAGGAGCAUGAAUGGUGUGAGAGAUGCUUCGGAUGUUGAAGGGGGUCCUUCGCUUUGUGUGGAUAGUGAAGUUAAGGGCAGUUGCCAAGAUGGGUUGCAUUUGCAAUUCUGUUCAGAGUUUGAUAGAAGGGAGAUGGAGCUGGAGGAAGAUGGGACUUCUUCAAGAUAUGAGCACUCAGAAGGUGAGGAUUCGAUGUAUAACUAUGGUAGUGAUGAGGAGCAUAAAAAUAUUUCAUAUUAUCCGAGGAAAAUGGAAUAUGUAAAGGAAGCAAAAUGCGAGAAGGAAAAUCCAUUACUUAUCAAUUCCCGUGUGGCAUUUGGUUCGGAAGAUUGGGAUGAUUUUGAACUAGAAGUCGGAGGAAGUACUAUGUCUUCACCUAUGUUAGAUAAAUUUCAGGAGAAGAGAGAAGUGAAUUUUGAAAGUGAUAGGAAUCUUUUAGAUUCUGUGACCUCAAUUGCUAUUCCAAGUGACAGUCAGAAAGAGCAAAUAAAUGAUACGAAAGAUGUACCUGGAGUCAGUGGAAAAAUUCAAGGUGCGGAUGAUUCUGAAGAAAACAUUAAUCACACUGUUAUGAACCCUGCUUGGUCUUCCUGUCAUAUUAAUCAGGAGUCUUUGGAAAAAGACAAAGACAUUCCUGCAGCCAGAUAUCAAGUUCAAGGUGCUGAUGUUUUGGCACAAAAUUCCAAAAGCUCUUUCUCAGCCCCCAUUAAUUUGCCAAGGUUUUCUGGGCUCGAUGAAGUUGUAAGUUCUGUUGUCAGAAAUCAAGUCCAAAGGACAGAAAAUACUAAAAGUUCUUCCCCUACCUCAAUUUGUUUGCCAAGAUUUUCUGGGGUAGAUCAUGAUGUAGGAGGUAUUUCUAUUGCCAGUAAUGAAGUCCAAGAUGCUGAUGAUGUGACCAUGUACCAUAAUAAUGGCUCUGUUAGUAAUGCUUUUGUGAGGGAGCAGGACCCAGUGGUUGAGAAGGCUCCCUUGAAGAUGGGGUUGGACACUAUUGAUUCCAGAAUGGAAAUUAUUAAUCAAUAUUUGAGUAACAAGGAACGCAGUACCAAUGACAGUGGAAGUUUAGAGAGCGAAGAAUUUGGGCAUUUAAAAGCACAGUUUCUCCCUCUUGCUGAAAUUCCCAUAGAUCAACUUUGUGCUCCUUCAAUUGGAUCUGCUAAAAUGUCACAUUCAGAACCCUUUGAAGACUGUGAACCAACACUAUCCCCACCAACAUUUGGAAAUAUCUUGAAUCCAUCAAAGAAUGCUCCAGCCUCGGCAGAUCUUUCUGAUGACCAUCCGGCCUUGACCAAGAAAGAGAAUCUUGAGUUACAUGAUUUUUAUGACGACGUUGUUCAUGAUAUGGAAGAAAUUUUGCUUGACUACAAUGAGUCCCCUGGGGCUAGGUUCUCUCAGGGUAACCAGAUCUUUAAAUCUCAAGUUUCUCUACCUCUGAGAGAUGGCAGCUCCACAGCUUCUCCUUCUGGUACAGAUGAUGCUUACCCACUGACUUCACUCCCACUGAGAAUUGAUGGGGUUGAAGUGGUUGGUGCCAAGCAGAAGAAAGGUGAUGUUUCACUCAGUGAAAGAUUGGUUGGAGUGAAGGAAUACACUGUUUAUAAAAUAAGAGUGUGGAGUGGAAAGGAUCAGUGGGAGGUUGAACGCAGAUAUCGUGAUUUCUUUACUCUCUAUCGUCGCUUGAAAUCAUUUUAUGCUGACCACGGCUGGAUUCUCCCUUCUCCCUGGUCAUCUGUAGAAAAAGAAUCUCGCAAGAUAUUUGGAAAUGCAUCUCCUGAUGUUGUUGCUGAGAGAAGUGUUCUCAUUCAGGAGUGUUUACAAUCUGUCAUCCGUUCCUGUUCUUUUUCCAGCCCUCCUGGUGCGUUGAUUUGGUUCUUGUCUCCACAGGACUCAUUACCUAGUUCCCCUGUUUCAAACACACCGGUUUCUCGGUCCACAUCUUUUACUAGAGGGGCAGAUGCACAAAACACUUCUCCUUUAGGGAAGACCAUAUCUCUUAUUGUUGAAAUUCGACCACAAAAAUCCAUGAAACAGAUGCUAGAAGCACAACAUUAUACUUGUGCUGGAUGCCACAAACAUUUUGAUGAUGGAAUGACUCUAAUACAAGACUUUGUUCAGACUUUUGGGUGGGGCAAACCUCGACUUUGUGAAUACACUGGUCAGUUGUUCUGUUCUUCCUGCCAUAAUGGUGACACGGCAGUCUUGCCAGCAAGAGUAUUGCAUCAUUGGGACUUUACACGAUAUCCAAUUUCUCAAUUGGCUAAAUCAUAUUUGGACUCUGUAUAUGAUCAGCCCAUGCUUUGCGUGAGUGCAGUUAAUCCUUUCCUGUACUCAAAGGUGCCAGCCCUACAGCAUGUAAUGGGUGUAAGGAAAAAAAUAGGAGCUAUGCUUCCAUUUGUUCGCUGCCCGUUUCGUAGGUCCAUCAACAAAGGACUUGGAUCUCGAAGAUAUCUUCUUGAAAGCAAUGACUUUUUUGCGCUCAGAGAUCUCAUUGACCUUUCCAAAGGACCAUUUGCAGCACUACCUGUGAUGGUGGAAAAUGUUUCAAGGAAAAUCCUGGAGCAUAUUACAGAGCAAUGCCUUAUAUGUUGUGAUGUUGGAGUCCCCUGCAGUGCUCGACAAGCUUGUAAUGACCCAUCUUCUCUCAUUUUCACUUUUCAGGAAGGUGACAUUGAAAAGUGCAAAUCUUGCGAAGCAGUAUUCCAUAAGCCUUGCUUCAGAAAGCUGACACACUGCCCUUGUGGUGCAAGCCUUGGGAUGGCUGAGGCUGCAAGUUCCGCGAAAAGGGUAAGCGACAAUGCGAGUGGUGAGAAUAACGGAGCAUUGAUCACACUAGGGAAGAGAGCAGGUUCUGGACUAUCUGUAGGACUCCUCUCUGGACUAUUCUCAAAGGCAAAGCCAGAAAAAAAGGAGCAUAAAGACAGUGACAAUGUUAUUCUAAUGGGUUCUUUUCCAAGCACUACUCUGUAAUAAUCUGUAAUUGUAAUGUAUCAUAUAUAUUCUAGCUUGAACUGAAAAUUUAAUAUCAUUCGUUGCACCAUUUGAGGUAAAUACCGUAAUAAUUGAAGGUGGCCUACAUUGUUGAGGCUUGCAACCAAAUUUGGAAGGUGAGAUUUUUUGCCUUUUUGGGUUUUUUUUUUUUUGUAAAACUGUAUCGUAUAUACAAAUCAGAGUGUUAAUUGUUUCCUGUAA